CACGACCUGGACACAGCGCCGGUCACUAGCUAACGAGUAGGUGGUUUCUUCUCCGUCGCCUACUAAGAAGUGCUGUAGUUUCAUUAAAGCUCAGUAAUUUGCUUUAUAUUCCGCCUUGUGAGGAUAAACGGUGAUGGGCGUACAAUCAAGAAAGAAUUCAUUAAAAUAAGACUUCGUGGUCGCGAUGGGCAUUUUAAGAGCCAAAGUCAUGUUGAGCCUCGGAGUUGCUGGAAUGCUCGUCAUGGCAGCAAUUGUUUGGACUCCAUAUGGACCUUACGCCUUCAUCCCGAAACCUAAACCAGCCAAGCUUUCCAUCAGCAACCUGCAUGAAGCAGAGACUGUCAUGCAUGAGCACGAAGCCGCUUCCAUGCCCAAGUCCGCGGCACAGCAGCAGCCCGGGACACCCUCAGCCUCAGGGCCGAAGCUGGUGCUGCUGCUGAGCUCUACGCCGAGGAGCGGCUCUUCCUUCAUCGGAGAACUGCUUGCUACGUACAAACCGACUGCCGUGUAUUUCUUUGAGCCCCUACACAAAAUUCAGGAAUUACCUUGUAUGCUGGACAAUUCUUGCGUCUCAAAUUACUUGGGUAACAUAUUUUCUUGUGAUUUAGAUAACGCGUUCCAGCAAUGGUUGCGCUCCAAAUCUGUCUUUUUUCAAUUUUUCAGUCAGACAAGCAAAAGUUGCGGUGAUAAAAGUAGCAAUAGUGAGAUAAAGUCUUGCUUUUCUAAAAUUGAUAUGAUCAAUGAGUGUCUACAAGCUGAUGUAAGGCUGAUUAAGGUGAUCAGGUCUCGUAUUCAUCAUAUCGUUCCAUUACUUAAUUCAUUACCUCAUAUCAAAGUCGUUCAUCUGUACAGAGACCCGCGAGGAUUUAUGAAUUCUAUAAAUAAAUUUACCAACUGGAAUCAUAACAGUUCCAAAUACUGCGAAAAUUUGAACAAUGAUUUGCUAGACUUCAGAAUCCUAUCAGAAAAACAUCCGCAGCAAAUGAUUCAAAUAGCUUACGAAAAUUUUUCUAAUGAUCCGACUGAAGGCACUAAAAAAUUGUUCAAUUUUGUAUAUGGAAAUGCUACGUUAGAAGCUCCCACGCUGUCGUAUUUAGAAAGUCAUACAAAAUUUGACAGCAAUGGUCCGAUGACUACGUUAAAGAACUCAGGAGCUGCAGCCGAGGCUUGGAGAAAUACAAUUAGUAUUAAAACUUUGGGAGAUGUUGAACACGACUUGCAGUGCCGACAGGCCGUACGCCUCAUGAAUCACACAAUUUUUAACUCAAUCGAAAAUGCAAGGAAUAGAAACAUUCCUUUGGAACUACAUAAAGUCUAAACGUCGCAGUC
Messenger RNA from Hyalella azteca, 1329 nucleotides. RefSeq names its product carbohydrate sulfotransferase 3. Gene Ontology annotation, molecular function: N-acetylglucosamine 6-O-sulfotransferase activity. Gene Ontology annotation, biological process: sulfur compound metabolic process; N-acetylglucosamine metabolic process. Bases 185 to 1318 code for a protein of 377 amino acids. The transcript is spliced from 3 exons. Lineage: Eukaryota; Metazoa; Arthropoda; Malacostraca; Amphipoda; Hyalellidae. The record is from RefSeq and is a predicted model, not a curated record.